Lodderomyces parapsilosis is the source of this 1194-nucleotide messenger RNA. Its product is annotated as transcription factor IIF subunit. The record is from RefSeq and is a predicted model, not a curated record. Gene Ontology annotation, biological process: transcription by RNA polymerase II; transcription initiation at RNA polymerase II promoter. The transcript has a single exon. Gene Ontology annotation, cellular component: transcription factor TFIIF complex. NCBI's taxonomy places the organism in Eukaryota, Fungi, Ascomycota, Pichiomycetes, Serinales, Debaryomycetaceae. The coding region runs from base 1 to 1194 and encodes 397 amino acids.
AUGAGCUCAGCCAAGACGAGUCCCGUCAAAAAGCCCACUCAAACUCCUGAACCCAAGAAAGAAUCUGGCAUUACAACAACAAAUGGCACUGACGACGCCCCUCCUUCUACGACGAGUGAAUUUGAUGAAGACCCAUCAAUCCUCUCUGACCCAGAAGAUUACUUAGAAGAGAAUGAAUCACUAGAUAUGAACUUGAGCCGAGGUGAUCAAAAAGUGUGGCUUGUGAAGUUGCCCAAGUAUUUGAUGGAGAAAUGGAAUGAUCCCGAAUCAAUGAAGAAAGGCAAUCAACUAGGAAAUGUUAAAAUUCGUAAAGACCCCAAAGGUAAACUAGAAGUAAAGCUUGUUUUAGAAAAGAAGGAAGCUGAUAUCCCACAAGAAUAUGAUAUCAAAAUGCUCAAUACGCAGGUUCGUAAUUCUUACGCCUUCACAGAGGAGAACUUGAAGAAGUUUAAACAAGAAUUGACUGAAGUUGGUGAAAUGCCCCAACAACCAGUAUUGAAAGAAACUGACGAUAAGAAGAAAAAGUUUCAGCCAAGAAGAAAAUUCAAAUAUUUCCGAGUGCAAAAGAAUGGGGAUGGCUCCGAUGGACAACCAGUUAAAAAGUACAUUCCAUUCGUUAAAACCAUUCCUAAAAAGACUAGUCUUUUGGGUAAAGUUGUUCACGAUUGUUCUAUUGUUCCGUCAAGAAGAGAUCAAAACUACUCGGCAUUAAUCAAGAGUCGUGAUGCUAAUAUUCAAGGUCCGCCACGACCAAAAGUCACUUUACUUAAUGAGAUCCCUGGAGUUAUUCAAUCAAAUGCUGGCCCUUCAAUCAAAGGUAACAAUACUUCUGUGUUUCUUAAAUCUACUCAACCCAAGAAUAAAGCUGAUGGUAGAGCCAUCAGAAUGCCCAAACAAGAUCUAUUGGACUUGUUGUUUAGAUUGUUUGAAGAGUACGAGUACUGGUCUAUUAAGGGGUUAAAAGAACGAACAAAGCAACCGGAAUCGUACCUCAAAGAAUCAUUGGAUUCAAUUGCCAUAUUGAUUAAAAAAGGUCCCUAUACUUCGAAAUGGGUGUUGAAGCCUGAAUACAGAAAAUUAAGGGAUGCUGAGAGAGCAGCAAGGUUAGGACUCAAUGAUGACGACCAAGGUAAGGAGAAUGAAGAUCAAGCGGAAGGGGACAAUGAUGAUGAGGAAAUGGAGGAUGUUAUUUGA